This is a messenger RNA of Gadus macrocephalus (Pacific cod), 724 nucleotides long. RefSeq names its product translocase of inner mitochondrial membrane 13 homolog (yeast) (gene timm13). The record is from RefSeq and is a predicted model, not a curated record. Bases 130 to 417 code for a protein of 95 amino acids. NCBI's taxonomy places the organism in Eukaryota, Metazoa, Chordata, Actinopteri, Gadiformes, Gadidae. The transcript is spliced from 3 exons.
UACGUAAUGACACUACCGGCGCUUUCAAGGGCAUUGAACACAUUGCAGAACUCUACGGCGUCCAGCUGCCCGGUCACUACACACGUGCAUUAAGAAAGAAAACCUACAUCUGAUCAACAACAUCAAGGCAUGGAAGGGUACGGGUCAGACUUCUCCUCGGGUGGAGCAGGAGGAAAAAUGGAUUCCGGGGCCAUAAUGGAGCAAGUCAAGGUCCAGAUUGCGGUGGCUAACGCUCAGGAGCUAUUGCAGAGAAUGACAGACAAGUGCUUCAAAAAGUGUAUAGGUAAACCCGGGAGCAACCUGGACAACUCUGAACAGAAAUGCAUAGCGAUGUGCAUGGACCGGUAUAUGGAUUGCUGGAAUACUGUGUCUCGUGCUUACAACUCCCGGUUGCAGAAGGAAAGAUCACGUAUUUGAACUACCUCUUCACCCCAAGCCGUCUCCGAGCAACCACCCCUUGACCUCCAUCCAUGACCUCAACUGACACCAACCCGAACAUGGUUCUAUGUUCUAGGAUGAGGCUCCGAUUGGUGCACUGUGUGUAUUGACCGAAGCAUACCACCAACUUUUGAGAGAAUACCUCCCAGGCAGGCUAUCAACGCUUGUAAAGUCCAGCCUUGGAACUGUUGUGGUGGGCGGUUGAAUUUUAUUUUGUGAACUGCAUAAAAUAUUACUAUUGUUUAAUUAAUUUUUGUUAUUAAAUAUCGUCCUUCUGGUUAAAAAA